AUGGCUUCCGAAUUCGUGACAAACAUCGCAAGGCAUUUCACCAUAAUCGAGCUCGGUCAAUCACUAUGUGAUGCGGGACGCCGAACGAAGCCAUUUGACGUCAACUCCGGCGAGGGCGCGGUCUACUUGAGCACGAAAAUGCUCGCAGAUGUCCUUGUCGACUGCUUCGCAUCCGAAAACGCUGCUAUCCGUGCAGCUGCAGAGGCCGCGAUGUUCACCGUCCGCGACACGGCGAGGACCAUCUUCGGACAAGCAGAUAAAGCAGCCAAGUUUCCAUUCUUCUAUCACAUGGCUCAAACAUUUUGCCAGAAGUGCCGCGAGGUUGAAUGGUUCACCAAGGCGGGUGCAUCGCUUGGGCUGCAAAUCAUUGUCACCAAGCUUGACCUUGGAUCUAUGUUUCUUUCGCGACGCCAUCUCGAUAUCGUGAAGGCUCUUCUCUUUGUCAUCAAAGAUACGCCACAAGAUGUUCCUGCCAGCACACGGAUUACAGCACAGGAGACUCUCUAUGUCAUCCUCAAGAGAAUCUGUCAGGGCAUUAAUAAGGAGUCUAUCAGCAACGAGAAGAACUAUGCUCAUCAGAUGUCUGUCCUCCUAAGUGUCGAGCUGUCCCACAUGAAUAAGCAUGUAAGAGCAACUGCGCAACGUUCGUUCUCGAUCAUGGCGGAACAAAUCGGUGUUGAGGUGUACGAGUUGAUCGCUCCUGUCAAAGAGCGCCUCUUGGCACCAAUAUUCAAUAAGCCUCUCAGAGCACUGCCGUUCCUGUCUCAGACAGGCUUCAUCGAUGCGAUUACCUACUGCUUGGAGCUGGGUCACGAUCUGGUGCCACUCAAUGAUCAGCUCAACCGACUUACCAUGGAGUCGCUGGCCCUUGCAGAUGCAGAAUCUGAUAUUCUUCAUGCCAAGCCAGAAGAGUUUAGCGCUUCAGAACUCAUUGUCAGCCUUCGAGUCAGGCGCACAAAGCUCAAGUCGCUCGAAGAUCAUCACUGUCUUCUUCAAGCUGCUUUACUCAAAGUCUCAAGAAGUUAUCGAGCUGCCCAUGCCGGCCUGAAAGAAGUCCUGGAGAAAACCAACAAGCUACCAAAAGACCUCCUGCAAAACGGUCUACGGCCCAUUCUCAUGAAUCUCCAAGACCCGAAGAAGUUGACCGUUGCCGGGUUGGAUGGUCUUGCUCGACUGCUUACGUUGCUCACGAAUUACUUUAAGGUCGAGAUAGGGUCUCGUUUGCUCGAGCAUCUGGACGUGAUUGCCGAAGAGUCCCUACUGCAAAAGGUCUCAUUCGGGAUGAUCGAACAGAAUCCACAGAUGAAGAUCGUUGCGGCAAUCGUCAACAUAUUUCAUCUACUUCCGCCCACCGCAACACAAUUCAUGGCCAAAUUGGUCAACAGCGUACUGGACCUUGAGUCGAAACUGAGGCGCACUACCGCCAGCCCUUUUCGACAGCCUCUCGUCCUAUAUCUCAACAAGUAUCCGAAAGACACCUUGACCUUUUUCCAGGGCAAAUUACAAGAGGAGAAGUAUGGUCGCUUUUUUGCCCAGAUUCUUUCGGACACUCAGAGCGAGCCAUUGCGCGAGAUGGUCAUGGCCGAAAUUGAUGCAUUUUCAGCUACCAUCUUCGACGCCGCUGCUGGCGAAGGGGCCGACAUCUGCCUCAUUAGCGGCAUUCUCGCAACAUCGGCGGUCUGUGCCAGCGAAAAGGCCUCAGAGUGGAUUGCAGAUCAACUGCCGUUUGUUAAGAAAUUGCUGGAAGGAGGCCAGACCGUUCAGCGAAAGCUACGACAAGACGAGCUACAACAUAAUCAACGUCUACGUGCCCAACAAGCUGGCGACGCGCUGAAUAACGUUCUCAUCACGUAUUUGUCCGCAAAGCCCACCGACAUCGACUUUGCAAUGGAUGUCUUCACCUGUGAAGCCGAAGGCGAUAUCAAGGCGUCCUUACAGCUGAAUCAGUUCAUCUACAAGAAGUUGAUCAAAAGCGAGUCCACAGAAUUACAACGCAGCUUGAUCGAACGAAGUCUCGACAUAUACACCCAGAAGGCACCCUCGCAGAAGUUGAAGACUUUCCUGCUGCAUAACAUCGUCAACCCGAUUGUUGCGGAAGAUAUCCAACGUGCUCGAAAAGAUAAUGAGUACGAUGGAACUCUGAUGAACAAGGCCAUGUUCGACACGAUGCACGAAAAGCUUUGGAAGACUCCAGGCGAAGUGACAGACGAUAAUUCGCAACCUGGCAUUGAUCAUUCUCGGAUGGAAGUCUUGCAACUGUCGGCUUUCAUGCUCAAAUAUCACAGUGAGGCUGUUUCCGAAUAUCGCAAAGACGUGAUCAAAUUCGCCUGGGCAUACAUACGCCUUGAGGAUGUGAUCAACAAGUACGCGGCGUACGUGCUGAUCUCCUACUUUAUCAGGUUCUACGAAGCUCCCGCCAAACUUGUCCAGCAGAUUUACAUGGUCCUCCUGAGGGCACAUCAAAACGAGGGCAAGGCUCUUGUCACGCAGGCUCUCGAGGUACUUGCGCCGAUUUUGCCAGUCCGCACGCCUAACGCAACGCCGGGAGACAAGCGAACACCACCGUGGGCUCGUCUGCCCAAGAAGGUCCUGAACGAAGAAUCCGGCAAUCUGCAGCAGGUGCAAAGCAUCUUCAAUUUCGUUGUUCGGCAAGCAGAUCUGUUUUAUGAGUAUCGCGAAUUCUUCAUUCCAACGAUGAUACAAAUGCUGCACAAGAUCGCCGCACCUCCUAACCCAUCAAGCGAGAGCAAGAAGCUGGCACUGUCCUUGAUUAAUCUUAUAGCGCAGUGGGAAAAGCGACGGGUCAGUCCCAAGUCACCUGUCCAAUCUUCGGAGUCCCCUGCCAAGAAACGUGACUCGAUCACGCCAGCCGCGUCGACUCCAGAUAGGAAAGACAAACCCGAGUAUCAGAUUCCGAUCGAUCUCAGAACGAUGGUGGUCAAGUACAUGAUCACCUUUGUGACGGCUUUGCAAGAAAGAUUCCCAGUCCCUGCCACGGAGAUGAAGGCACGAGCUCUACAGAAAGCUCAACAAGCUGUGAACUCGACCGAUAUGGUCAAGAAAGCUGUCCAACUCCUCCAAGACCUCGUGUCACCCCAGCUGUGGGCCGAUGUCGACGUUGGACUGUACCCUAAGCUCCUUGAUCCAAUGUUGGCUGGAAGUAAUGCCGACAAGCCAGAUGAGAAACAUCUGACUUGUAUGGUCAAUACACUGCAGGUGAUGCGGAUUCUCUUGGCCACAAAGUCAAACGACUGGAAACUGGCAAAUAUAGAGCUGAUACAGAAGCUUCUCGAGAAACCCCUCAAGUCGGAAGAUCCAGAGAUUCAAGAUUGCAUUCACUGGGUAGCUGAGAGCUCGCAAACGAAGCCUCUUCUUGUACAGGUACUCGAGGCGAUCCCCGAGGUCAAAGCUGACGAUGAAGACGCCAUGGACCUUGACAGUGCAUCAGCCGAGUUUCUGACCAAGUUCUCGAAGACUAUCAUUGGUGAAGGCUUAUCAGCGAUUAAUCCCACUGCGGCAACCAACAAUCUCUGGACUCUGGCCAAAGUGCGACCGUCUGAAGUGGACGAGCAUAUGCCCGGACUGAUGAGAGUGUUUCAAACGAAGCUGGCCAAGGACCACAUCGGUGCUUACAUGAUGCCGACUACCGCUCCGCCGCCAAAUUGGCGCAUAGGUGAGCCGUUGGGCGACGCAUAUGAGUUCUCUUUGGGAGUAGACCUGGUCAAGAAGUCGAUAGACAUCAUGUCAGCACGCAUGGCUACAUUGGGUGAACAGCGACGACCGUAUCUUAGUGUGUUGGCGUCUCUCGUCGAAAAGUCAUACAAUGCUGAGAUCGCCAACAAAAUCCUGGAUGUGGUCGAAAACUGGAUAUUCAAUUCGAGUGAGGCGUGGCCGACGCUUAAAGAAAAGACGGCUGUACUCCACAAAAUGCUCGUCUUCGAGAGAUGGCCCAACCAGAGCUUACUUGAGCGAUUCCUCGAACUGGUCAUCAAAAUCUAUGAGGAUCCCACCGUUACUCGAACGGAGUUGACGGUGCGACUAGAGCAUGCAUUCUUGAUAGGGACGAGGGCAAAGGAUGUGGAGACUCGAACGCGCUUCAUGACCAUAUUCAACCGUGCAUUGUCGGAGACUGCAAACUUCCGCAUAGGCUAUGUUCUCACGCAGCAGAACUGGGAUACAUUGGCCGACUCUUUUUGGCUCAAGCAAGCGUCACAGCUCAUCAUGGGAUCGAUCGACAUGACAAUGCCUGCUCGACUUCACCCCGACGAUAUUACUAUCUGCCCGGUUUCGCAGAUGUUCAGCGCCAAGUUGGUCAACCCGGAACAAAGCCAAGACGAUAUCAUGAUCGAGGAGUCGCUCGAAGAGAUGGUCUCGGCACAGCGAAAAUUCAAUGAGGACAUUCGCGAUGUCAAGGUCCGCGAUCUCCUUGAGCCGUUGACGCAGCUGCAGCACACAGAUGAUCAGCUAGCCUACGAUGUUUGGGUCACAUUGUUCCCUCUUUGCUGGUCUGCGCUCACCAGAGAUGAGCGACUCGAGCUUGAGAAAGGGAUGGUCACACUUCUGACGCGGGAGUACCACCAGCGACAGCUCAAUCAUCGUCCGAACGUGGUCCAGGCUUUGCUCGAGGGCGUAAUUCGUGCUCGACCACGGUUCAAGGUACCACCGCAUGUUCUGAAGUUCCUGAGCCGCACCUACGACGCUUGGUACACCGGGCUCACUGCCCUCGAAGAGUCUACGAUCGAUCCGCUCAUAGACACGGCUCAAGUACGUGAGAGCAAUCUCGAUGCUCUUGUCGAGAUCUACGCUAGCUUGCAGGAAGACGACCUUUUCUAUGGCACAUGGCGUCGGCGCUGCAAGUUCAUGGAGACCAAUUCUGCUCUUUCCUACGAACAGCAUGGAAUGUGGGACAAAGCACAGCAUCUUUGGGAGGCUGCUCAGGUCAAGGCUCGCACUGGCGUGAUGCCGUUUUCUCAGGGCGAGUACUACAUCUGGGAGGAUCAUUGGGUCAUGUGUGCCCAGAAGCUUCAACAGUGGGAUAUCCUAGGAGAGUUCGCCAAACACGAGAACUUCAACGAUCUGCUACUGGAGUCUGCUUGGCGCAACUAUGACGCCUGGAGCGACGAGACCAACCGAGCUCAGCUUGACAACAUGAUAAAGUCUGUUUCAGAUGCACCAACACCUCGGCGGACUUUCUUCCAGGCGUUCAUGGCUCUGCUCAAGUACAACUUGAAGCAGAUCGGUCGCCCAGAAUUUCAGCAUAUUUGCGACGAAGCUACUCAGCUCUCAAUCCGCAAAUGGCACCAGCUGCCCCGCCGCAUCACCAAUGCCCAUAUCCCGAUUCUCCAGAACUUUCAGCAACUCGUCGAGCUACAUGACGGAAGUGUCAUUUGUGACAGUCUCAUGAGCACCAACGAGCGCAACUUGGACAGCAAGUCUCAGGAAGUCAAGCUGCUCCUCCAAGCCUGGAGAGACCGUCUGCCAAAUGUGUGGGACGAUAUCAAUGCCUGGCAAGAUCUUGUCACUUGGCGCCAGCACGUCUUCCAGCUGGUCAACGACACGUAUCUGAAGCUGUUGCCACCCGGAGGAAACCAAGUCGGCAACAAUAGUUAUGCAUUCCGCGGCUAUCAUGAGACCGCGUGGAUCAUCAAUAAGUUCGCGCACGUCGCACGAAAGCAUCAGAUGCCAGAGGUCUGCAUCAAUCAGCUUGGCAAGAUCUACACUCUCCCAAAUAUCGAGAUCCAGGAGGCCUUCCUUAAAUUGAGAGAGCAAGCGAAAUGCCAUUAUCAGAACAAAUCCGAGCUGAAUAACGGUCUGGAUGUGAUCAACAACACCAAUCUCAACUAUUUUGGUGCUCAACAGAAGGCCGAAUUCUACACUCUCAAGGGCAUGUUCUUGGCCAAGUUGCAGCAUGCUGAGGACGCCAACGAGGCCUUUGGGGUUGCGUUAUACUAUGACUUGCGCCUUCCCAAGGCCUGGGCCGAGUGGGGCCAGUAUUCAGACCGCAAAUUCAAGGAGAAUCCUGGUACCAUGGAGGCUGCUUCGAAUGCUGUCAGUUGCUACCUGGAAGCUGCUGGUCUUUACAAGAGCGCCAAAUCUCGCAAAAUGCUCAGUCGAGUCUUGUGGCUGCUUAGUCUGGACGACGAAGAAGGUCAGAUUGCCAAAGCAUUCGAGGACUUCAAAGGCGAUACUCCUGUGUGGUAUUGGACCACGUUCAUCCCGCAACUGCUCGGCAGUCUGGAGCACAAGGAAGCUCGUCUGGCAUCAUCUGUGCUCUCGAAAAUUGCAAAGGUCUUCCCGCAGGCACUGUUCUAUCAUCUUCGAGCUGCCCGUGAGGAUCUUUCCAACAAGCGGAAACAGCAAGAGCAACGAUCGACCCCAGCGAAACAAGCAACUCCUGCCAAGGAGUCUGAUAGCGGCUCUCGACCAGGCACUGCCAACGGUGAUGCUCCCGCCACAACGAACGGCGACGCUGAAGUGAAGCCAAAGGUUGAAGCUAAUGGCGAUACGAAGCCUGAGGCUCCUGUCAAGGAGACGCCAAAGAAACCAUGGGAGCACGCCGGCGAAAUCAUGGACGGUCUCAAGACGGGCUUCCCACUCCUUGCUUUGUCGAUGGAAACCAUGACAGACCAGUUGUCGAAGCACUUCAAGUGUCCACCUGAUGAGGAUGCACAUCGACUGAUUGUGGCUUUGCUAAACGAUGGCCUUAAUUAUGUCAGUCGGUCACCUCAGCACUACGCCGAAGGUGCGAAACUGCCAGCAUCGACCGAAGCAAAUAUCCAAAGAUUCGUGGCAUCGGUUCUUCCUGCGCAUAUCAGAGGUUCCUUCGAAGCUGAAUUCGUCAAGACCCGGCCAACGAUGUACGAGUACAUCCAGAAGCUCACUCGUUGGCGGGACAAGUUUGAGAACAAGCUGGAUCACCGCCAGCAGUGGGCACCUCUCGAGUCUUACAGUCAUCAUCUGUCGGAGUUCAAGUUCCUCAAAUUCGACGACAUGGUAGAAGUGCCGGGACAAUAUCAACAGCACAAGGACAACAACAAGGACUUUGUGCGGAUUGAGCGCUUCAUGCCUACAGUUGAACUGGUUCGCGGCAACAACAUCUGCCAUCGACGCAUUACUCUGCGCGGCCACGAUGGCUCACUACACCCCUUCGCAGUCCAACAUCCCACGGGGGGCAAAGUGCGCCGGGAGGAGCGCAUCGUGCAACUCUUCCGCAUCUUCAAUCAGACUCUUGCCAAACGCAAAGAAGCUCGGCGCCGCAAUUUGUACUUCCACUUGCCAAUCUUUGUCCCGAUAGCACCGCCGAUCAGAUUGGUCCAGGACGACGCGUCUUAUGUCACCCUACAAACCAUCUACGAAGAUUACGUGGCCAAUACCCCGAAUAUGAGCCGCGAUGAACCUAUGCUCUUCCUUCUCGACCAACUCCGCAGUCUCCACGAACAACAACGCGCUAAGACGCUGACUAAUGAGCAGCAGCUCGUUGUUAAGACCGAGAUCUUCAACAAGAUUCAAAGCAAGUGGGCACCGAAUACCAUUGCGCUCAACUACUUCAAGAAGAUCUACCCAUCGUUCGCGGACUUCUGGCUGUUCCGACGGCAAUUUGCCUACCAGUACGCCACGACCGCGUUCAUGACACAUGUAAUGCACAUGACAGGCCGAUAUCCUAUGAAGAUGGCGAUCAGCAGGUCGACAGGCGACGUCUGGGCGGUGGACGCGCUUCCCACGAUGAGCGUUCAGAAGCCACUGUUCUGGAACAAUGAAGCUGUUCCCUUCCGUCUUACUCCCAAUUUGCAAACCCUCAUUGGGCCUUUGGCUGUGGAGGGUAUCUUCACUGCGUCACUCAUGGCUAUCGCACGCUGCCUCGCGGAGCCGGACAAUGGAUACGAGAUGGCACAGAUGCUGAGCGUCUUUGUUCGCGACGAGGUAAUCGCGUGGAUAGCUGGACGGGCUGGAUCGAGUGGUGGACAGGACAAGAUGAAUAGUAUGAUGGAGGGAGGGCAGUUGAGGGAGCUGGUAGGUCAGAAUUGUGAGAUCGUGGUCAAGAAGGCGCUGUUCUUGGGCGUCACGCAGCAUGAUGUGGGCGCUGCUGGCAGUGCUCCCAAUGUCAACGGUGUCAAUGGUAGCAGCGGCAAUGGAGAAGGAAGCAGCAGUGCCACCGCCAGUGCUGCGAACGGCGCGACUGGCGCAACUGGCAGUACACAAGCGGGUGCUGUGCAACCUCCUGCGGCGGCGCUCCUGGUGGCUCCCUUCCAGCGAGUCAGACUGUGGUGGACAUGA
This is a messenger RNA of Cyphellophora attinorum, 8274 nucleotides long. RefSeq names its product Transcription-associated protein 1. Gene Ontology annotation, biological process: regulation of DNA-templated transcription; DNA repair. Gene Ontology annotation, molecular function: transcription coregulator activity; protein binding. The transcript is spliced from 2 exons. NCBI's taxonomy places the organism in Eukaryota, Fungi, Ascomycota, Eurotiomycetes, Chaetothyriales, Cyphellophoraceae. The coding region runs from base 1 to 8274 and encodes 2757 amino acids. Gene Ontology annotation, cellular component: SAGA complex; NuA4 histone acetyltransferase complex; nucleus. The record is from RefSeq and is a predicted model, not a curated record.